Molecule: messenger RNA, 1266 nt
Organism: Zasmidium cellare ATCC 36951
Lineage: Eukaryota; Fungi; Ascomycota; Dothideomycetes; Mycosphaerellales; Mycosphaerellaceae
Exons: 1
Coding region: 1-1266 (421 amino acids)
Biological process (GO): fluoride transmembrane transport
Cellular component (GO): membrane
Molecular function (GO): fluoride transmembrane transporter activity
Source: RefSeq, a predicted model, not a curated record
AUGGGGAGUCGAAAUAAUCGAGAAGACGCUCUUGCUGAGGAGGAAGGUGGCCUCGACGAACUAGCAGCACCGGCACCAGACGAAAAUCCAGACGAACAAGGCAUCUAUCAACAUGAGAGUCUGGAAACAAGUAGUGAACGACCUCCUAAAAAAGCACAGGACCAGGAGGGCCAGUCAGAAGUAUCGAAAUGGCUUACACAAAUCUAUAUUGUGUCGUACCUCAUCUUCUUCUCGAUCUUUGGCGUACUCGCUCGGAUAGGACUCCAAGCCUUGACCAUCUACCCAGGCGCGCUCGUUGCCAACACGGAUCUCUGGGCCAAUGUCGGCGGGAGUUUGUUGAUGGGUAUACUGCGCGAAGACCGUAUGUUAUUUCGUCGACACUGGAGACAGGAGCUAGAGAACGCCCGUCGUAGCAACUCGUCUGAAGAGAACGUGGAUGAAGAGAAGCUGAAAGAUUCUGCCCGACAAUCUUAUGCCACCGCCAGAGGAGCAAUUCCAGCUUACAUCGGAAUGACGGUUGGCUUCUGCGGUUGCUUCACCUCAUUUGCUUCGAUCUGCCGAGAUGCAUUCCUUGCAAUCUCCAACAAUCUGAACAACGCGCCCGUUUCCGCAUCAGUUACGACAGCGUUCUAUCGCUCGAGACCAGCAAGCGACAGCGUUAUGGCGUUGCUAGCUAUCCUGAUCCUCGAAGUCGGUCUGAGCAUCGUAGCUCUCAACUUCGGUGCUCAUUUAGCCACUAGUUUCGCGCGGCUGGCAGAAAAGAUGCCUGUCUGGCAUCUUAGCCGGUUCAUAGAUCCAUUGAUUCUCUUCCUCGGCCCUGGAUGCUGGCUUGGGGCAGUCCUGCUGGCUAUUUGGCCUGUCCAUGAUCAUUGGCGUGGACAAGUUCUCUUCGCUCUUGUCUUCGCCCCCCUUGGUUGUCUCAUGCGGUUUCUCCUGUCGGUCCAUCUGAACAAGAGAGUUCGGACCUUCCCAGUCGGGACAUUCGUUGCGAAUUUCUUCGGGACUUGUGUCUUAGGCAUGGCAUACGAUUUGCAGAUGUCUUCGGCAGGAGCAGCUGUGGUUAGCUGCCAGGUCUUGCAAGGCAUCAUGGACGGAUUCUGCGGUGCUUUGACGACUGUGAGCACGUGGGUGCUCGAGCUGGAUACCUUGCGCUUGCGACACGCGUAUUUUUACGGCGUGUGCAGUCUGUUCGCAGGCGUGGGAUUCAUAACGGCUAUCAUGGGGUCGUUGCGGUGGACCAGUGGUUUCGGCGCCCCGACUUGUUAA